Cynoglossus semilaevis (tongue sole) is the source of this 3115-nucleotide messenger RNA. RefSeq names its product DEAH-box helicase 35 (gene dhx35). Lineage: Eukaryota; Metazoa; Chordata; Actinopteri; Pleuronectiformes; Cynoglossidae. Bases 65 to 2194 code for a protein of 709 amino acids. The transcript has 21 exons. The record is from RefSeq and is a predicted model, not a curated record. Gene Ontology annotation, molecular function: helicase activity; ATP binding; RNA binding. Gene Ontology annotation, cellular component: catalytic step 2 spliceosome; intracellular anatomical structure.
CAAAAUAAAUCCACAUCCGUACCAUUAGUGGAGCAGUUCAUUUCCCAUCCUGCAGCGCUGUUGGAUGGAACACAAGUGUGACGUAGAGGCCAAGAUGGCGGCUCCCCUCAGCAACAUGAAAUUUUGGAAGCCGGGAGCUGAGGCUCCAGGGAUCUCAGAGGAGCGGGAGUUGAACACGGAGACCACCGGCUCCCCCAUCAUCUUCAACCCUCACACCACACUCUCCAUAGAGAAGCAGCGGCAGAAACUUCCUGUCUUCAAGCACAGGAAUAACAUCCUGUUCCUGUUGGAGAGUUUUCAGACGGUCAUCAUAGUUGGAGAGACAGGAUGUGGCAAAACCACACAGAUACCCCAGUACCUUCUAGAAGCGGGCUGGGCGGCUGAUGGGAAGGUGAUUGGAGUGACACAGCCUCGACGUGUGGCUGCCAUCACCGUGGCUAACCGUGUGGCUGAGGAGCGAGGAGCCCUUCUGGGCCACGAGGUGGGCUACACCAUUCGAUUUGACGACCGCUCCGACCUUCAUUCCACCAGGAUCAAGUUUCUUACAGAUGGAAUGUUGGUGCGUGAGAUGAUGGCUGACCCCCUGCUGAGAAAAUACAGUGUUCUGAUGUUGGAUGAAGCUCAUGAAAGAACCUUGUACACAGACAUCGCCCUGGGUCUGCUGAAGAAGAUCCAAAAGAAACGUCCGGAGAUGAGGCUGAUCGUGGCGUCGGCCACUCUGGACGCGGAGAAAUUCCACGACUUCUUCAACCAGAAUGAGUCAGGUGACCCAGCCAAGGACACGUGUGGGAUUCUGACAGUAGAGGGACGCACCUUCCCUGUGGACGUCUUCUACACUGUCAGUCCCGUCCCCGACUACGUCAAAGCCACAGUGGAGACGGUGAUGAAGAUCCAUGAAACGGAGGAGGAUGGAGACGUUCUAGCCUUUCUCACUGGACAGGAGGAGGUGGAGAAGGUGGUGUCCCUUCUGCAGGACGAGGCCAGGUCUCUGGCACGGUACGGCAUGAAGAAACAUCUGAGAAUUUUGCCCAUGUAUUCUGGUCUACCAUACGCUGAGCAGAUGAAGGUCUUUGAGAGAGCGCCCUCUUCUGUCCGCAAGGUGGUGGUGGCCACCAACAUAGCUGAGACCUCCAUCACCAUCAAUGGGAUUGUUUUUGUCAUCGACUGUGCGUUUGUCAAGCUGAGGGCCUACAACCCUUCCACUGCCAUCGAGUCUCUAUUGGUCACGCCCAUCUCCAAGGCCUCGGCCAGUCAGAGAGCAGGACGGGCUGGAAGAAACCGACCUGGGAAAUGUUUCAGACUUUACACAGAGGAGGACUUUGAGAAGCUUCCCUCCUCCACUGUUCCAGAGAUGCAGCGCUCCAACCUGGCUCCUGUCAUCCUGCAGCUCAAGGCCUUAGGCAUCGACAACGUGCUGCGCUUCAGCUUCCUGUCUCCCCCCCCAGCUCAGACCAUGGUCCAGGCUCUUGAGUUGCUCUAUGCUCUUGGAGGUCUGGACCAUUAUGGACGUCUGACUGAGCCCAUGGGUGUGCGCAUGGCCGAGUUCCCUCUCAGUCCGAUGUUCACCAAGAUGCUCCUGGAGUCGGGCAACUUCGGCUGCUCUAAAGAGAUCGUCACCAUAGCUGCCACCAUGCAGAUCCAGAACAUUUUUGUUGUGCCGUCCAAUCAGAAGAAAGCUGCUGCCCGGGAGCACAGGAAGUUCGCCGUGGCUGAGGGCGAUCACCUGACCAUGUUGAAUGUGUACGAGGCCUUCCUUAAGCACCAGAAGAGUUCUCAGUGGUGUCAGGAACACUUCCUCAACUACAAAGGUCUUCUUCGGGCAGUCAUGGUGCGAGAGCAGCUCCGACGACUGAUGAACAAGUUCAAGGUGCCGCGCAACUCCAGCGAAGGUGAUCCAGAUGUGAUCCUGAAGUGCAUCGUCUCUGGGUUCUUUGCUAAUGCAGCACGGAUUCACCACUCUGGAUCCUACAGGACUCUACGAGAUGAUCGUGAACUUCACAUUCACCCAAACUCGGUGCUUUAUGGAGAGAAACCUCCCAAAUGGGUGGUCUUCAGUGAGAUAGUACAAACGUCCAAAUACUACAUGCGUGAUGUCACUGCUGUGGAGUCGUCCUGGUUGGUGGAGCUGGCUCCACACUUUUACAAAGAGGCCAAGCACAGUUCCCUGGCCAGCAAGAGAUCUCGAGUCCUGUGAGGGUCUGCUGAGGUCUGGGAGAACAGACGGAGGGUCAGUCCUGUAGCCACCGCACUGAACACACACACACACACACACACACAUCCAUAUAAAGGAAACACCGUAGCUUUGGUCCAGAGAUGUUCACCUGCACAAACCAUUCACACCACAGUCCCAUGAAUGAAACCUUGUAGAAGUGUUUGUUUUUUUUCUUCUGGUCCAGACUGGAACUGUUGGAACUGUUGGAACUGUUGGAAGCACCUGUGGUUUUUUUAUUUUUUGUAUGAUUAUGAUUAGAUGUAUUGGUUUUUCUGCUGACUCGGUGCUUUUCUCCUGAUCCCGUUGACUUUGUGACCAUGAUGUUUGUAUUUACCUUUAACUGUGUCUAUUUACAGUCUGCACUAAAGGAAGGAUUUGUGUUCAUAGUUUUUUAAACCAUUGUAAAUCCUGAAAUCGUUUUUAUGUUUAGUUCCACUCUCUGUUUAGUUUAGUCCUUUAGUUUUAGUUGGUGUUUGUCCAGGUUCUGGUUACCCUGGUUGACCUGGGUGACCCUGGUUGACCUGGGUGACCCUGGUUGACCCUGGUUGACCCUGGCUUAGUGUGAAUGUCCUUUCUGUUGUCUGGGUCAUGUCCCACCUUGGUCUAGGUCAGGCAUGGGCAAACUACGGCCUGGGGGGUCCAGCCCGCCAGACUUUUCCAAAUUAUAUUUUUAAUUUAUAUUAGCACUGAAUAUUUGGCCACUGAAAGAGUUUCAUCACCGAAACAAAGGGGCCGAAACAGGAAGUUAUGACGACGCAAGCACAAACCGCGGCCAGUACAGACUCCUCCUGAUAUGAGGAGAGGAGCAGAUUACUCCAACUGCCCUCACCUCCGUCAGGGGCUUCACCUCCGUCACCGCUCCCGUGCUAACCUCCACUGCUCCCCUACAAUAUGUAUUUAAUG